AUGCCCUCCGAACCUACCAAGCCCUCUAAUGCGGGUAUCAUCACGGAUGAUGCCGGCGAACGCCAGAUACCCGAGUCGAAGCGAGCAGACGGCAGCGUCCGCAAAGCCAUCAAAGUGCGCCCCGGCUACCGCCCUCCUGAAGAUGUCGAAGUCUACAAGAACCGCACUGCCGCUGGGUUCCGCGAUCGCGCGACAAGAGGUGGAAUUCCCGGAGCGACAGGCCUGAAGGAAGAGAAGCCCGACGCCUCCUCUGCCGCGAGUAAUAAGAAUGCAAAGCGUCGAGAAGCGCGGAAGAAAGCCAAAGCCUCCGGCGAGGAGGAAGGAGACGAUACGAAGCAGAUCGGUGGCGACGGUAACGCUGCUAAGGCCGAAGAGGUUGACCCUGAAGUCGAGAGAGAAAAGAAGGCUCGGAAUCUUAGAAAGAAGCUGAAGCAGGCAAAGGACCUCAAGGAUAAGAAGGAAGGCGGGGGGACGCUUCUGCCAGAGCAGAUCGCCAAGGUCAUCAAAAUCAACGAGCUUGUUCGCGAACUGGAUGCUUUGGGUUUCGAUGCCGAAGGAGAGCCCAAAACUGCCAAUGGGGCUGACGGGGAGUCCAAUGCGAAGGAUUAA
This is a messenger RNA of Colletotrichum abscissum, 609 nucleotides long. RefSeq lists its product as uncharacterized. The transcript has a single exon. The record is from RefSeq and is a predicted model, not a curated record. The coding region runs from base 1 to 609 and encodes 202 amino acids. NCBI's taxonomy places the organism in Eukaryota, Fungi, Ascomycota, Sordariomycetes, Glomerellales, Glomerellaceae. Gene Ontology annotation, molecular function: RNA binding. Gene Ontology annotation, cellular component: exon-exon junction complex; cytoplasm. Gene Ontology annotation, biological process: exon-exon junction complex disassembly.